GUUCCUUCCUCGGCCUUUAUCUGCUACAAGUAACACUUCCCCUUUCGCUCAGCAGAUCAGGAACACACACACACACACUCUACCUCUAAGUAAAACCACUCCGCCGUUCUUCGUAUUUUCUUUCUUCUUUCUAUUUUCUGUGUUUUUUUUUUUUUUUUUUUUAACGUACGGAAUAGGUAUUUCCUUGAUUGUUUAAUAGUGGCAAUCUUCUGAUUCCCAUACCAUUGAUCUGCUUUGCUGCUGACCCAGACUUUUUUGCUAUUUUUUUAUACGCUUUUUACUUCUUUUUGGUUAUUCCUGAAGAAUUGGGUUACCUUUGCUUGGUGUCUCUAUGAGCCUGUGGGGUUUGGUUCUUUGGUGCCCAGAUAUAGGGGAGAAUUAGGAUUCACUGAUCUCGGGCAGGGUGUAGGGAUUUUUGAGGUUUAGAGUUGGAUAAAUGUGGUAGGAUUGGUUUGGGCGUGCGGAAAUGGGAUCUGCAAAUGAGUUCUACUCAGGGGAGGAGUUCAAUCUGGACUCCAAGUGGUUGGUUGAUCCGAAGCUUCUUUUCGUUGGGCCCAAGAUCGGCGAGGGAGCUCAUGCCAAGGUAUACGAGGGAAAAUACAAAAACCAGAAUGUAGCCAUCAAAAUUGUUCAUAGAGGAGAGACGCCAGAGGAGAUUGCUAAGCGGGAAGCCCGGUUUGCAAGAGAGGUUGCAAUGUUAUCCAGAGUUCAGCACAAGAACUUAGUGAAGUUUAUUGGAGCUUGCAAGGAGCCUAUUAUGGUCAUUGUAACUGAACUACUGCUUGGUGGCACACUUCGCAAGUACUUGCUGAACUUGCGGCCCAGAUGCUUAGAUAUGCGUGUUGCUAUUGGAUUUGCACUUGAUAUUGCUCGUGCAAUGGAAUGCUUACACUCUCAUGGGAUCAUCCACCGUGACUUGAAACCUGAGAACUUGCUCUUAACAGCAGACCACAAAAUGGUUAAGCUUGCGGAUUUUGGUUUGGCAAGGGAAGAGUCGUUGACAGAGAUGAUGACGGCUGAGACUGGAACGUAUCGCUGGAUGGCUCCAGAGCUCUACAGCACUGUUACGCUAAGGCAUGGAGAGAAAAAGCAUUACAAUCACAAGGUUGAUGCCUACAGUUUUGCCAUUGUAUUAUGGGAGCUCAUACAUAAUAAGUUACCAUUUGAGGGCAUGUCAAAUCUGCAGGCUGCCUAUGCCGCUGCUUUUAAAAACGUAAGACCAAGUGCAGAUGACCUCCCCGAGGAUUUGGCUGCAAUUGUGACUUCAUGUUGGAGAGAGGAUCCAAACACCCGCCCUAACUUCACUCAGAUAAUACAUAUGCUUCUGCAUUUUCUCUCGGCAAUUUCACCUCCAGAACCCGCAAUACCACAAAGGAUUUUCACGUCAGAGAACGCUGUCUUACCGCCAGAAUCUCCCGGUACGAGCUCUUUAAUGCCAAAGAGGGAUGACUCGGGGGAUACACCGAAAACCCCAAUCGAGCAUGAACAGAGGGGUUUCUUCUUCUGUUUUAACCCGUGCUGCUGAUCAGCGAAAGGGAGCUUAGUAAUUAUAUAUUUUCCCCGGAAUUAAGAAAAUUCAACUACCUUUAUUAUGAAAUGCAAGGAACUUUUGACUGCAGA
Molecule: messenger RNA, 1620 nt
Organism: Ipomoea triloba (trilobed morning glory)
Lineage: Eukaryota; Viridiplantae; Streptophyta; Magnoliopsida; Solanales; Convolvulaceae
Product: serine/threonine-protein kinase STY13-like
Exons: 6
Coding region: 467-1525 (352 amino acids)
Biological process (GO): protein phosphorylation
Molecular function (GO): protein kinase activity; ATP binding
Source: RefSeq, a predicted model, not a curated record